This is a messenger RNA of Daucus carota subsp. sativus, 959 nucleotides long. Its product is annotated as cytochrome P450 709B3. Gene Ontology annotation, molecular function: iron ion binding; heme binding; monooxygenase activity. The transcript has 3 exons. The coding region runs from base 112 to 738 and encodes 208 amino acids. The record is from RefSeq and is a predicted model, not a curated record. NCBI's taxonomy places the organism in Eukaryota, Viridiplantae, Streptophyta, Magnoliopsida, Apiales, Apiaceae.
CAUACAUCACAAGGAGUUGGCGAUGACCUUUUUUGCAUGUACAAAAUUUUCACAUUGUUCUACAAGAAAACAAGUUAGAUUCUCACUGAAACAAUAAGCCUACACAGAAGGAUGGGAGUUCAUUGGGUUUUUAGCGAUAUCAAACUAGCCCUGGCUAUGUCACUCUUGUCAGUAGUGCUCAAAAUUUGUUUACAGUUGUGGAUAUUGCCAAACAUAACUUACUUGAGGAUUAAAAGGAAUGGAUUAAGUGGUCCAUCUCCAAGGUUUCCUCUCGGAAACAUUACUGAUAUGGUGGCUCAUUCAAAGAAAAACGACGAUCCUUCUUCGUCGUCUUGCGAUAGCAAUAUCAUGAGCCAUCAUAUCCACUCAAAGGUGUUUCCAUACUUUGCUCAGUGGCAACAAUCUCACGGAAAAGUGUUUGUGUCCUGGUUGGGGACGAAACCGUUUCUUUAUAUUGCGGAUCCUGAAUUUCUAAAGCAAAUGUCUUCAGCUGUUAAGGGAAAGAGCUGGGGACAACCAAGUGUUUUCAGAAAUGACCAAAUGCCUAUGUUUGGUACUUAUGGCUUGACUAUGGUUGAAGGUGAUGUUUGGGUUCGUCACAGGAGUGUUCUCACUCCGGCUUUCUCUCCGCCUAACAUAAAGGCCUUGCGAAGCUUGAUGGUGAUGGUGACUAAUGAAAUGCUAGACCGAUGGACCUCUAUUAUUAAAUCCGGUCAGCAAGAAUUGGACAUUGAAUAGGAGAUCUCAAGCACAAUGGGGAUGAUUGUGGCCAAUACAACCUUAUUGAGGAAUAAAAGUAUAAUGAUAGUUUUGUCUUUGUAAUUGAGCAGGUAUUGGGCUAUAUAUAAAGACCCACUUAUUUGAUUUGAGUGGACAUCAUUUACAAUGUAACCUCUUUAGCAAAUCCAGUGUUCUACAUACUUCUUAUAUAUUUCUAAACCUUUGCUCAUCUUUGUUUA